Penicillium digitatum Pd1 is the source of this 2382-nucleotide messenger RNA. RefSeq lists its product as uncharacterized. The record is from RefSeq and is a predicted model, not a curated record. NCBI's taxonomy places the organism in Eukaryota, Fungi, Ascomycota, Eurotiomycetes, Eurotiales, Aspergillaceae.
AUGGCGCGACGGUACGAGAUCGAUGAGCUGAUAUGGCUCCGUGGCUCGCCCCUUGUCGCAAAGCCUUCUGGCCUACCUCCUAUUGAAGAGUGGAUGCCUCAACCUGAUUCAACAACCACACAACGCAAAACCCAUGGCACUCGUGAUGCCAACAAUCCGGCUGAGCCUACUGCCACAAACAGAAGGCCUAGCUUUUUUGAACCCAAACACAUCUCUCGGGGGUCCAAUUCUGAGGACAUUGUACUCGGCCCCCCGAAAACGGCCUUCGCUUCAUCCCGCAUUGGUGGCAAAGGCUCGUUCGAUCCGACAGACCGACCAGCGGCGCGGCCCAACGACUUGGAUGAAACAAAGAAUGAACGACUCAAUUUCAGAGAUAAGUUUUUCAAGGACCGCGAUGCUCCGGAGAAAGAGUUAGAUCGACGGGAGGCCAAGCCAGGACCACUAGCUGCCCGGCGUGGAGAGAGAGAAGACUGGAAUUCCGGGCGCCCACGUCGCACCUUCGGCCCGGAUGAACAGGAGCGCAAGCCCAGACGAAACGGCGAGUUUGACCGAUGGGAAAACAAAGAAGGAGCCCGCGAUCCUAUUGCUGAACGUGCGCCCCGUGAGAAAGAUGGCCGAUUUACCAAUCGGAAAGAAGGACAACCCCCACGAUCCAAAUAUGAAGGAAGCUGGUUCCGCGAGGAACAUUCCCAAGAGGCCGCUGAUGCUGAUGAAGAUAAAACGCCUUUGCGCAACCGAGAAUGGCGCCAAAAUCUGACCCGAAACGGCAACGAACGUGAGUGGAACCGCGGCGCCAAAUUUGAACAAGAACCUGAAUGGCUUGAUGCCAACGACCGAGACGAGCCACGACGAGCACAUACUCAGGAGGACUUUGAGCGGUGGAAAGAGCGUAUGAAGGCUGGAUCUGGAUCAUCUACACAACCCGAGGCACAUGUGGAGGAGAAGAAAGAAGCACACAUUGAAGAGCAAAAGCCGGAAACUCGCCGUACUGAUGGUGAAAUCUUCAGCAAUUCCGGUGCUCAGUUCAUGUCCGACGAAUCGAUGGAACGAUUCUUCGGGCUCUUGGGUGAUUCAAAGGCUCAGCCACAGACUCCAGAAGUCAGCACUCCCAUCGCUGCCGAUCCAGUCGCCAAAAAAGAACCUUCCCCCUUUCCCGGAAAGUCUGGAAAGUCAUCUCGUUUUGCAGGUCUCUUCAGCCCCAUGCCAGAGAGCCCUGCCAGAGAGCCCGAGCCGAUGCCUUACUUCAGUGCCCCGCCCCAACAUCAACCUUAUCAACAGGCCCAGCCGGCGCCUGAAAGUAUGCCUUUCCCAUCCCACAAUGCGGACCAAGAAGGCUUUCAACGCAUUCUGCAGAUGCUUGGUGGGCAACGUUCGGAGAAUUCUACGCCCCACGAGGUGGGUUUGCCUCAGCAGCAACGGAACAUUCCCAUGAUGCACUCCGAGCAGCAACAUACCGCGCUAUCUCUGUCAUCUCCUUCCAGGGAACACCCCCACCGAUCCGAUUACAGGGGCGCUGGUCCCGAGAAUCCUAUGGCCCAAGUUGGCCCCAAGGAUUCCCAGGCACUGGAGAGGGCGCACUUGCUUCGUUUGAUGCAGCAAGUCAGAGUCGGUCCACCACCGGCGGGUCAUUUACCACAGCAGUCUCCCAAUCCGGGUAUUGCCCCUCCUCCAGGUUUGAUGCCAGAAGGCAUGCCACGUCCUCCACCAGGGCUUUCUACUCAAAAGGCGCCCACUUUCCUUGAUGACCCUGCAAUUGCGAACAUGCAGCGACCAGAUAGCGAGCACCUCCGCCGGCGACCUGCAAAUGGUCCGCCUAUGGGAUUCUUUGACGAUAUGCCGUUCCCUCAAGGUAAUCAAGGCCCUAUGACCCCGGGUGGUCAUAUUACCCCUGGUGGCUCGCGCCCUCAAGGCGCAAAUCAACCUCCUAUGCUGCUUCAGCGACCCCCGGGUCUUGAGCAUCUGCCACCCCCUGGAUGGACUGGCCAGCCUGUCCCGCAGCAAGGAAAUGUACCAAGCCCUAUGGGCCCUCCUGGAAUAUCCACACCGGGCCGCAGCGUGAACCCUAACUUCCCUCCUGGCAUGCUUCCUAUGCCCGGCAACCCGCUUCCAAUGAAUGAACGUCAAGGCUUUCCUCGCGGUCUGCCUCCAGGCAUGAUGCCACCUCCGGGUUAUAUGAACGGCCCUCCUCCUGGCUUCCCUCCCAUGCCGCCAAACCCUGAGGCCCUGAUGGGACUUGGUCCCGGUGCCCAGGUUCCCUUUGGACCUGGUAAUCAUGGCCCUCAGGGUCCUCCUCCCUCGUCUAGACACCUUCUGGAGAUGUUCGGCCAGGUCAAUGGCGGUGACAUCCGUGGUGGCAUGGUCGGCCCCGGCCAGUUCAGAUAA